Molecule: messenger RNA, 919 nt
Organism: Zychaea mexicana
Lineage: Eukaryota; Fungi; Mucoromycota; Mucoromycetes; Mucorales; Lichtheimiaceae
Product: survival motor neuron interacting protein 1-domain-containing protein
Exons: 5
Coding region: 84-797 (237 amino acids)
Biological process (GO): spliceosomal snRNP assembly; spliceosomal complex assembly
Cellular component (GO): nucleus; spliceosomal complex; SMN complex
Source: RefSeq, a predicted model, not a curated record
CAAAUAAAGACGAGCGGGCGGAGCAUGGUCACACCAUAGUCAAUUUAUGCUUCUGACAUAUCAAUUUACGAAUUUACACGAGCAUGAGUCGACGCUUAUUUUCACAAAUGCAAAACGAUGACGCAGAAGAACAAGAAGACGACCACGUUAAAUCAGCACUUCCAAUUUCAAAAUCAAAAGCACAACUUGUAAACGGUCAGCCUGUUUCAGGAGAAGAUUACCUCUUAAUGGUUCGAGAUCAGGCGAACAAAUAUCCAAAAACAGUGACAGCAGCAGCAGCACCACCGCCGCCAUCAACAAAUUCGUCGUUGCCCGCAAGCUUUGCUUUUUUCCAAGAACCAGAACCCACAUCAGAGUUUCUACUGCCUGACCCUGUGUGGCAACAGGAAUUUGCAAACUCGUUUAAAAUAUACCAAGAGUACAAGCAAAAGAAUAAGCCGAGAAAGGGAAAGGUUACAUUGCCUACUAACUGGCGGGCGCAUUGCUAUGACAGCGAAGCAGAUCAAGAGCGUCUAAAUAUCAUUGCUCAUUGCUCUCAGAGAAAUAUCCUGUCUCUUCUGAGAGGCUUUCGAGACUGGUUGACAGAAAUGACACAUACGGAAUCUCUAUGGUUAUAUACAUUACUAGUGUACUUGGAUCCUGUCAUGAUGGCACAGCAUGUUUCUGUACUAAGAGAGUUGGCACGCAAAUGCAUCAAGAUACGAAAUACGAGAGAAAUGCACGAUGAUAACGUAGUACGACUCAACAUGAUUAUUACCAUCAUUGCCAAAGUAUUUGGACAGGCUGAUAUGGUAUAAAUUAGCAUGUACAUGUAUAUAAGAUUUCUUUCGCAUUUUCACUUAACAUAGAAUCAAAUCGAUGAGAGAAUUGGUUAUUAUACACAAAAAGUACUAGAAGAAAGGAAAAGGAGAGGUCAAUU